Messenger RNA from Amyelois transitella, 2975 nucleotides. RefSeq names its product cingulin. The record is from RefSeq and is a predicted model, not a curated record. Lineage: Eukaryota; Metazoa; Arthropoda; Insecta; Lepidoptera; Pyralidae. The transcript has 21 exons. The coding region runs from base 92 to 2890 and encodes 932 amino acids.
UUUUACGGGAAUAUAAUAUCAAAAUUGAUUACGUUAUCGGCUUAACAUUUUUAGAAAACUGUAAUAACUUUUCCGGCAAAAGAUUUGAAUAAUGACGAGUACUGCCAAAACACUAAAGGAAAAGCCUAGUAUCGGAGCCCCUCGCCUGCAACCUCGGCCCACCGCAGCGUCGGCCGCGCGCGCUGCUCGCAAUGCCACCAACCGCAACCUCACACAACAACCCUCCCAGAGGCAAUCUCCGGCUAGAAAUACUACCUACCCUAAGACUAAAAUUCCUACUCAGCGCCCUUUGAAAUCUGAUUCAAAGACUGAUGUAAAGAUAAAUCCGAGUGCAGAAAGUGUGGUUGCUCCUACUUCAGAUGUCUUUUCUAAUUCACCAUCGUUUCAAGACAAUACGUAUCAAAAUGGCCCUGAAACUAUAACUGAAAAUUCAAGCGAUAUUGACUGUAAAAAUAUAAAUUUGCAGAAUUACGACCCUGCUACAUUAGAGUACUCCCAUCAUGAAAAAGAGACAUUCGGGCCUAGCACGAUAAGUCGUCCGCAAACUCCAGUGAAAUCUUCUAGCAGACCACAAACUCCAAAGAGCCGGCCCCAAACGCCACGGCCUUUCAGUCGCCCCACUACGCCGAAACCACAAGCUGGAAGUCGCCCCACCACACCCGCACCACGAACCAAUAGCCGCCCUACUACCCCGCGUCUGAAUGCUCCGAGUAACACCAAAACACCCUCAACCACCCUAGCUUCUAAUACAAGGGGUUUAACAACAUUUACGAAUAACCAGACAGCACUUGUAGCAAAAGAGGAUGAUGAUAUAAAAUCGCUAUACAAUACCAAGCAGAGGCAAUUUCAUCGCAUGAAAAAGGAAUUGGACCUUAAGCAGCAAGCAGUACUAGAAUUAUUUGAAUGUCUUCGUGGUUUGCGAGAGCGCAUGUCGCGCGAGGGUAUUGUGUCCGGUGGCGGCGAGAGUUGUCAGCAUCAGGAGCUGGUUGUGUUCAACGUGGCUGACUGGGCAGCCGACGAAGUUGCGCAACUGUGUCGCGACGCUACUGCCUCUUCCAUGACCGACGGUGCUCUCGAAAUGAUCAACACUAUUGCACCUAUAGAUGAAACCUCUCUAGAAGAUUUGGAGGUUAAAGUGUCUAAGGUGCCUGCUCAAUUAGCUGAUCUAUGUCUUCAGUCAUUUACAGCACGUCAAGAACUAAUUGACUGGGUUAAAGAACUCAUCGACCGAAAUGAUAUCGGAAGUAGCGAGGGUAUUGAACGAAUUGCUCAGUAUAAUGCUCAGGGGCUUGAGCUAUGCGAGGCACUACGCGAAUAUAAGGGCAGAGCAGACAUUGCUUUGGACACACUCACACAACUUUCUAAGCGGGCAAGUAGAGAGCGGAAUAUGUUGAUUGCAAUAGGUGAGUCCCUGGUUCGCGAGAUUGCACGUUUGCGUCAAGAUCUAGAAUCUCGUGCAAUUAUUGUCAGUGAAAUGCGUGAAAUUAGAGCUGAAACUGAUACUGCCAAAUCUUUAGAGGAAGUACGUCGCGAGUUGGAUGAAGAACGAGCUGCGAAGCAAGUAAUGAAAGAAAAGCUUGCAAACUCCGAGUCACAACUCCGUCAACUUCGCAUUCGUGUCACCAAAAUGGACCGCCAAUUACGUGAAUCGGAGGCCAGCAUCUCUAGCCUUACCGGGACUGUUAAAACUUUGGAAGAUCAGAGUCGGCAACGUGAGGUUCAACUUGAGGCUCGUGCAAGAAAACUUAAAGAAUCGCUGAAGACAGGUGAACUAGCUAGUAGUCAAAUAGCGCAUCAACGAGAUUCACUUCAAACAGAGAUAGCGGAACUUAAAGAACAAAUUGAAAAUAUGACGGCUCAACACAAAUCGGCUGUACAAGAAUUAAAGGAACAACUCAAAGCUAUGAAACAAGCUUUAGAGGAACAGAAAAGCUUAACGCAAGCUGAAGUAGAGCAAAAAGAAGCUAUUCAUAGAGCUCUUGAAGAAAAAGAUAGUGCUAUAGAAGAAUUAAAAGCUAAAAUAACUGAACUAGAGGAAAAAAUACCUCAUCCAGAUUUACCAACUGAAAGAGAAAUGGACUUAUGGGCGGAACUUCAAGCUACCAAAGACACGUUGAGAAUCGCAGAAGAGGAAGUGGCUGCUUGUAAACGCGAAAAAGUAAAAUUUUUGGAAACUCUUACGAAAAUAACGGAGUCCGAGAACAAAGUUGGCAUGCAACAAAAAUUGGCUGCUGAGUUAUUGAGUAAAGAAGAAAUAAUAGCUAAGAUGCAGAUUCAGACACGGGAACUGACAAAAAAUAUAAAACUGAAUGAACAAAAGGUCAUUCAAUAUGAACAAUAUGUUCAUGAUCUACAGGCACACAAUAAAUCAAUGGUGAAAACUCAGGAUGGUAAUGCAAGCUACCAAGAAUUACAACAAGAGAUAAUGAAGCUGAGAAUGGGUCUUCUAGAAGCGGUUCAUCAAAAAGAGGAAUUAAAUGAAAUGCUAAUGCAAAAGGAACAACAACUAGAAGAACAAGACAAGACAUCACGUGCCCAGGCAAGAUUUAUAAAGGUCCGUGAAGAGCUCAUCAAUAUGCUGAAGAAUAAGGAAACUGAACAGAGUCGAGAGUUGACUGCACUCCAACAAGACCUUGAACAUCGAAUGAAAAUUGUAGAUGAAGUCAAUAAACAAAUAGCCGCGAAAGCCGACGAGAUACAAGAGCUGUUCACCACAUUGGAGAACAAGCAGCAGCAGAUUCACCGAUUGGAAAAGAUCGUACUGGCAUUGGAGGAGCAACAGCGACGUGCGCAGGCGCAACGGACGAGGCACGAGGAGAAAAUUGCCGCACUCGAACACGAACUCGCAGCGGGUGGGAAUCGACGAGAACGGAAAUUUCUAUUCUUCUGAAAGAAAUUAGCUACGAACAAUAAAUUUUAAAUUUGCCAGUGUAGUCUGUGUAUGUAAGUGCUGUUUCUUAUAACUUUUUGUGUUG